Messenger RNA from Homarus americanus (American lobster), 2934 nucleotides. Its product is annotated as perlucin-like. The coding region runs from base 542 to 1036 and encodes 164 amino acids. The transcript is spliced from 5 exons. The record is from RefSeq and is a predicted model, not a curated record. Lineage: Eukaryota; Metazoa; Arthropoda; Malacostraca; Decapoda; Nephropidae.
ACCAUAGCACCAGUACAGCAGCGGUUGAGGCAGUAGAAGGUCACCGGGUAUUUAGAAUGUGGUGUGGGUGAUCACUUCUGCCUUAAUAUACGCUAUAAAGAAUACUAUAGUGUUGAGUAAAGUUGAAGUGGAUUAUAAAGUGAUAUUCGUGUACGGUUUUGCAAGGAAGUUGGCAGAACAAGCACUUAGUACUCUGAAGUGGCGUUUGGGAUUUGUUUGUCCUCGAACAUACAGAUAUUAGUGGUACUGUGUUCCAUCCACCCAAUCUAAGAACACUAGGAGGAUAUCGUGUUUGUAUGCUUCAAUCUACGCUGGUGACGUCACCCAUGCUCCAAACGCUGGUGCUGUCGCUGGUGGUGGUGGCUCCCCAUCACUGCUUGGGUCAGGAGGCCACAACCCCUGCAAAACACAGAGGGGGAUAACUUGAACCCCUUAAGGCAAAGGCAAGACUCGGAGAACUUGCUCAACACCUCUCGCAGAGCGUGAUACCUGCUGUUGCGCUAAAGCUAUAGAUCGAGCAGUGGAAGUCCUCGAUGGAUUCAUGAAUACCUUGACGUCAUUACUCAAUAAGAACGCCACAACUAACACAGUAGCUCCGUGUCCCUACCCCUUCACCCAGGUGAUCUACGAAUGCUUCUACGCCCACCAGAAGAAGCUGACAUGGCCGCAGGCGAGACGAGUGUGUCAAGGCAUGGGUGGCGACUUGGCAAAUCCCGAGCACCCGUUUGCCCCUUCAGACCUACCUGGCAGACACUUAUGGUGGAAAAAGGCUCCUGGAUCUGUUAAAAUUUAUGGGACAGAAAGAUGGAUUGGACCCGGGUACUUCUGGGUAGGAGGCACAGACGUAGGUGCUGAAGGGACAUGGCAGUGGGUGUCUGAUCGCCCCGUGGACCCUGAAGAGUGGCUCUUUUCUCGCCCGGACAACAGAGCCGGCGACGAACACUGCCUAGAGAUCGUUAUGUCAGACUACCCUGGACUCUACAAUGACGAAACCUGCUCCAUAGCUCAAAGGUUCAUUUGUCAGUAUAGGCAUUAAGAGAUACGAAAAAUAUGUGGAUGUACAAUAAAAGUUAAGAAAUUUAUUGAAACGCAUAUAAGAUUUAUGAAGAAUAUGAGAAAACAUGAACAUUUUAGUAAAAUAUAGAUGUAUAUUAAAGGUAAAAUGGUAGAUGAUUUGGUCUUGUAUAUUUCUGGCUAUUGUUGAUACAUUCACUUUAACGUAAGAGCCAAGAGUCGACAAUCUAUAAAAUCUGUGUUGUAUUUUCAUAUUUAUUUUUUUACAACUACAAGUGUAUCCACGUAUGCUUAUUCAACCAGUAAGGGUAUUUUUCUUGUCUGGUAAUUACACUAAAAACAAAUUAAUACAUGUGUAAAAUAAUAGACAAUUAAAUAGAGCCUCACAUUUCCUUAUCUAUUGUUUAUAAGUACAAACAAGUAUAUAAAAUAUGUAGACUAUUAUCAUAUAAAAGUUUGUAUUUGUCUGUUUACUGUUUACAUAUAUAUGGACUCAUUAAUGUACACAGGUAUAUUUGUUGGCUAUUUAUAUAAUGUAUUUAGUCUUUUCUCAUCUAUUGUUUAAAGGUAUAAAUACAUUGAUCAGUGUGAAAUAUAAAGACUAUCUAAAAACUUCCUUAUGCUGAGUCCUAUGAUUGGUUGAUUUGUCUAGGGAGAUAUCCAAAAUGUUUAGGUAAAAUAUAUUGUAUCGGUAACAUUAAAGCUAAGGUGUAAAAAUUCCCUCUUAAAAUGUUAAAUAGAAACUCGGAAUAAAAAUAUUUCCUAAAAAAAUUGAUCCCAUUAAUAUUUUACUUCCGGUAUAAUUAACUCACCACUUUACUCAUCUGUUCAACGUUUUCAAGGACAAUAAUGAUCAUUCUUAACGUUUUUAUGGCAUUAUUGAAUCCUCAAACGUUAUCAAGGACAGGUAAACUACCCAACGACCUAUGUAAUUCCUUCAUUCUCUGGCUGGAGUCUUUCAUACACUCCAGGAAAUUUAUCACCGACUAACAAAAUUAUUUAGCAAAAGUCUAAAAUAAAAAAAAUAUAAUAGGCUUUUCUCUGAGUUCCUGUUUACAUAUCGAAGGCAGUAUUCCGACAUAAGCCGCUUCCACAACCUGUAAAAGAAUCUUUGUAAACGAGAGAUUUCGUAAAAGUUGAAUUUCCUCACCCGGCGACGUUGCUCUGUCCUGCCGCCGGCCUGACCUUGGCUUUUGUGCCUCUAACCUUGACCAGGAAGAUAAAUUCUCCUUGGCUUCUUUAUUAGUAUUUAUUGAUCUUUUUUUUUUAUUGUCUGACGCUGUAGCUGCUGCUGCUUCUAGUGGGACUUAAGGUGAGAAAAUGUCAAAAGUUGAUAUAAUGCUCUUUUCUUCUCUCUCUCUCUCUCUCACCUGUUUGUUCUCAUGUUCCGUCUUUUCAUGUGGCUUCUCUUGCUCUCAUUUUCUCAUCGUUUAUUAUUCCAUCUGCUUCUGUGUAUUUCUUAAUGUCGCCUUUUCUUCUCUUUCUCAGAAAUAUAACUUACAUAUAAAUGCAUCUCAAGUUUUACCAGAGUUACCGCAAACAAUUUACCUCGCCGUUUUCUGUUACACUAACUGAACCUGAUAUUUUUGGCUUCCGCCCCGUAGAGUUGUUUUGUUUUAAUUUUGUAUCCAGUUUAUAAGGCUUUUAAUUAUGUUUGUUCUUGUUUCUGGUGAAGGAGGGGAUAAGUCUAUUAUAGGAUAAUUACAUUUUAAGGAUUGGCUGGGUGACAUGUUCUACCUAACUUUUUCCAACAGGAGGAAAAUAGGAAUUCAGUUCAUCCCGUUCUGAUCAAGUUUUAAUUAUGUGUCAAAUUUGAAUUACUUAGUGGAAUCAGGAGUUGUUUCUUGUCCUAAUACUAAAUGAUACUAAAUGUUACAUAAUACUUCCUUGAGAUAAAUGUAUAGUAUAUAUCAGGUGCCU